Messenger RNA from Alosa alosa (allis shad), 1991 nucleotides. RefSeq names its product E3 ubiquitin-protein ligase TRIM39-like. The coding region runs from base 40 to 1518 and encodes 492 amino acids. The transcript has 6 exons. The record is from RefSeq and is a predicted model, not a curated record. NCBI's taxonomy places the organism in Eukaryota, Metazoa, Chordata, Actinopteri, Clupeiformes, Clupeidae. Gene Ontology annotation, molecular function: protein binding; zinc ion binding.
UUCGGCUAAUCUUGAUAAUUAGCCUACGGCUUACAGGUAAUGAAUAUAUUGGUUGGAGAAAAGUUUCAGUUUCAGUUCGAAAGAAAACGAAAGGACGUUAUCAUGGCGUCGGAAAGCAUUGAAACAUCUCGGCUAGAGGAUGAAAUAUCGUGUUCAAUUUGCUAUGGGAUCUACAAGAAUCCUGUUUUAUUAUCCUGUAGUCACAGUUUCUGCAAAGAGUGUGUUCAAGAAUUAUGGAGCAAAACAGCCACGCAAGAAUGUCCACUCUGUAGGAGAAAAUCCUCCAAAGAGUUCCCUCCUUUAAACCUGGCACUGAAACAAGUCUGCGAACUGAUUUUGAAGGGGAAAGCGCAGAUUGGAGUCAGUAAAGCCCUCUGUCCUCUUCACGGAGAGAAUCUCAAGCUUUACUGCAAACAGGAUGACCAGGCUGUCUGCGUUGACUGCAUAGGAUCAGGGCAACACCAAAAUCACGAUGUUUGUCGGUUCAAUGCCGUAGUUGAGGAACGAAAGGAGAAGUUAAUGACUGAUCUGAAGCCCCUUAAAGAAAAGAUUGACAAUUUAGAUAAGCUCAAGAGAGGUUGUGAUGGGACUGCAACAUUCUUAAAGAAACAGACGGAUAAAACUGAAGCCGUUAUCAAAUCAGAGUUUGAGAAACUUCACAGGUUUCUGUAUGAGGAAGAAUCUGCCCGGAUAGCCAGUCUGAGGAAGGAAGAACAACAGAAAUCCCUGAUGCUCCAGGACAGUGUGAAAACAAUUACCAGCAAGCUGGCAUCUCUCUCAGCUGUGAUAGAGAGCAUUGAACGUGAGAUGGACAUUCCAGAUAUGGAAUUCCUGCAGAAUUUCAAGAAGAUCAAGACAAGGGUGCAGUGUACACUAGACGAGCCCGACUCUAUUCCUGUGCCUUUGAUUGACAUCUCUAAGCACUUAAGUGCUCUGAAGUUUAGUGUCUGGGAGAAAAUGCUUGGAUCGAUUCAGCACUCUCCAGUGACGCUGGACCCAUCAUCAGCCCAUCCUCAGCUUGCCUUGACUGACGAGCUGAGCAGCGUCCAUUACAGCAUCCGGGGGAAGAGCUUGCCCAGUAACCCCGAGCGCUUUGACCUGUAUGUGUUCGUGCUGGGCUGCGAGGGCUACAGCCAGGGGGUCCACAGCUGGGAGGUGGAAGUCGGCAACAAACCCAACUGCCGCAUCGGAGUAGCUCGCGAGUCCGUGCCCAGAAAGGGCAACUUCACUGUGUGUCCCAAGGAAGGCUUCUACACCAUCAUCCUGAGGAAGCGCGAGCUCCGUGCCGGCACGUGCCCCGAGACACGUCUGGAGUACGACAGGAAGCCGCAGAGGAUCCGCAUUCAGCUGGACUGUGACAAGGGCGAGGUGACCUUCAGUGACCCCAGCGAGGGCACACACAUCUACACCUUCAAGGACACAUUCACUGAGAAGAUGUUCCCUCUCUUUGGCCCAUCAAAAGAUUCUGCUCAACUACGCAUCUGUCCCAAGGGCGUUUAUGUCCAGCAUGAGCGGUGAUGUGUUGGUGUGGCCAUUUGCAGAUUGUUCAUGUAAAUGUCUGAAUGCUGUAAGUGAUGCAGCUAGUGUGAUUUGUAAAAGCAGAUGCUAAAUACCUCAACAGGAAAUAAAGCCUUUGACAUGGUAUUUAUUUAUGGUAAUCUGCUUACCUUAUAACUCUAACAAUCACUUGCGCAGGCCUGUGUCUGGGAAUAAGGACAUUGAAAGGUCUUCCUCACCUAACUUUAAAACAACUGGCUUGGAAUGAUGUUCUUCAUGACUCUUCUCCAGUGUUCUCUUACCCCUGUAUUCUGUUCUAAAAUACGGUCCUGUGUGGAUCACAUGUCGCUGUAGUUUAAGUGAGGCUUUUAGUAGAUGAAUGACAGUAUACAUGUGUUUUGGAUCUAACAGUCUGAAGUAGCUAAAUUGGAAAUAAAAAAUGUAACAAAGAAACUAUAAACAUAGUAUAUAAAUAUAGUAUAUUCAUAUGUUUA